AUGUCCAAUAUGCAAGGAAAACUUUUAUUACAAAGACAACUUGAAGAUUUACAAAAAAAUCCGGUUGAUGAAUAUCCACAACGUCCUCCUAAAAUAAAAUUUAUCCCAGAAAUGUGGCAUCCAAAUAUAGAAAAAAAUGGAAAUGUUUGUAUUUGA
Messenger RNA from Strongyloides ratti, 156 nucleotides. RefSeq names its product Ubiquitin-conjugating enzyme E2 G1. The record is from RefSeq and is a predicted model, not a curated record. NCBI's taxonomy places the organism in Eukaryota, Metazoa, Nematoda, Chromadorea, Rhabditida, Strongyloididae. The transcript has 2 exons. Bases 1 to 156 code for a protein of 51 amino acids.